Molecule: messenger RNA, 1130 nt
Organism: Coregonus clupeaformis (lake whitefish)
Lineage: Eukaryota; Metazoa; Chordata; Actinopteri; Salmoniformes; Salmonidae
Product: stonustoxin subunit beta-like
Exons: 3
Coding region: 1-600 (199 amino acids)
Source: RefSeq, a predicted model, not a curated record
AUGUGCCAAGGAUCGUCAUUACCUCUCUUUGCAGGCUGCCAUUCUGUAGUCACAGAGGAAGGCUGUGAUUCUCUGGCUUCAGCACUAACGUCAAACCCCUCCCACCUGAGAGAGCUGGACCUGAGCUACAAUCACACAGGAGACUCCGGAGUGAAGAUGCACUCUGCUACAAUGAAAGAUGCAGACUGUAGACCGAAAAUCAAUAUGGACCACAACGAAGAGUGCUGGGUGAAACUGGAGCUGCUGAAGACCUAUGCCUGUGAUCUCACACUGGACCCAAACACAGCAAACAGACACCUCUCUCUGUCUAAAGGAAACAGAGUGGUGAAAUAUGAGAUUGAGGAACAGCCAUAUCCUGAUCACACAGAGAGAUUUGAUGGUUGUUUUCAGGUUCUUUGUAGAGAGGGUCUGACUGAGCGCCAUUACUGGGAAACGGAGUCAAGUGAUGACGUUGCUGUCGGAGUGACAUACAAAGGAAUCAAAAGAAGAGGCAGCAUCAGCGAUUACUUUGUCAUUGGACGCAAUGACAAGUCCUGGUGUAUGGAAAACAAAACACAUUUUUCUCAUAAUGGCGCAGGUAUUCAAUUUCCCUCCCUUUAGGGGCCCCUCCAGGCAUAGAAUAGGAGUGUAUCUGGACUGGCCGGCCGGCACGCUGUCCUUUCACACAGUCUUCUCUGACACAUUGACCCACCUGUACACAUUCCACACCACAUUCACUGAGCCCCUCUAUCCAGCUUUUGGACUAGCCAGCUGUGAACCUUGCGCCUUGUCCUUGUGCCACUUAGAGUAGCCUUCUCGAGUCCUGGAGGAACACCUGGGUCUCCAUGACAACAGUCAUACCCUUCUGUUCUAACACAACCGUGUGACUUGAUGGUGAUGACAGUGGUCAUGACUUCAGAUAUGGACAUUAAUAAAUCAGUUGUGAGGAGAUUAUUAUAUUUUAUUCCUGUGACUGUACAUCCAUGUUCUGUUCUGUUAGUGCUGUUCAGUAAAACGCCUUUGACUUUGAAUAAGAUACAUUUUAUUGUUAAGUGUGAUCAAAUUAUUUGUAAAUAUUACUAGUUUGUUAAAUAUGUGUUGCAGUAAACACAACACACCCGUCUCUGUCUGUGUACAGUAGGCCAGAGUUU